AAUACUUUUUGGGCAAAUCCAACAUGGCGGACAUUUUGAACUCAACGUACUGUUCUGGACUGUCUUAUGAAACCAUUUUUUAGUGGUUGAACAAGCGAAACUCCCGUCAAACUCAAGAAUCGUUAGGAAAGGUCUAUCAAUACAAACAUGUUUUACAAGAGAAGGUUUCGUUUGCAAAUUAUCAAUGAACUUCGGAGCCGAGCUUGUUGAAAAUCUAUAUUUUAAUAGCUUAAGUUUAUCGCUUAUCGAUGGAUGUUGUGGAUGGCGAUGAGGAGACAGAACAAGCUCGCCAACGUGCUCUUCAUCUCGCUGCUGAAGUAGCUGAAACUGAUGACAGUAAUGUACCCGUUCUUUUACUGCAGCUGAAAGGUACGUUGACCUUUUUUACUCGUCGUAUCUAAACUGAGGCCCUGUUAGGGGGGGUGCCCGUGUCCCCCGUCUGAAUUUCACAGCCAGCUAUGUCGCAAUUUCGGAACAUUCUCGUGUCGCCUGUCGGAAUUUCAAUAAUAAUUUUUUAGCUCGUUGCCAGUCUGAUAAUCCGCAUUCGCUGCAACGACGCCAACGGAAUAUACGGCCUCUAUCUUAAGUACUUUUAAGCCCAGGGUUUUAAGACCUUUAUAAACGUUUGAUAUUCAUUCAGACUACUUGAAAUAGUAAUUGAAGUCAAUAAAAUUCCAUUUAGUAAACUAUACAAGUGUAGAGAUAUUUUUAAAAUGGCUUGGCGUGAAAUCGAGGCCUAAUCUGGCAAAACACUCGAGCUAUCAUAACGUUUCUAAAAUUCUUUUAGUGCAAGAGUCUAAUAUUUCUUCCGAGUUAAACUCUGAUUUAGUUGUCAGACUGUGCUUUUCCGUAACUAUAACAGCCCAGGAGGAAGGACAUUAUCAACCAUUCAUUAUCUGAAAGACAUGCGUUUACAAGAAGUCUGUGAAAAAUGAACUAAAGGUCCAGACGAUUUGGGCAGAUGACAGUUCUCCCGGAUGUUGUGCGAAGUGGUAUUCCUCCAAAGACGACGUCUGCUGGGUUUUCAUCAUCAUCAGAGUCGAGGUCGCUGUCCUCUUCACCGCCUUCUUUGUCUGGCAAAAGGUCCUCCACGUCAUUUUGCUAUGGAAGAAAUGUCUCGUAUGAUACCUCCGUCAAUUUCACAAAAUCGCACCCUUUUUCAAAAUGCUCUUCCCCCACUUUACUGACGAUAGCAUCUCGGUGGAUUCGUGCGCUUUCAUUCAAAGUAAACAGCAGACAGUCUUCAAAUGAAGAAACAAACAACUCAAUAUCACAAAAAGAAUUCUCUUCCUUGUCGCUGACAUCAGCUACGACAAUUCCAACAAAGAAGGGUCCCCUUUUCGGGUAUCCACGUAUGUGGUCGCGCUUGACGACCACAACACUGUUGGCCUCAAAUAACAUGGCUCCUCUGACCGCUUCCUGUUUCUCUAGCUGUGAGGUCGUCUGUGGUGGAAAAAUCUAAUGGUCUUGGAGGCUGAUCUGGUGUUGUGUAUGCGAACAAUGGAAAGGUACCUACAUUGUGCUUGGUACUUUGAUUUUGAAUGGUCAGUUGACGGACCGGUUUACCAAAGCUGCCCCUCCAGUCUCUCAUCAACCUCUGGUCAUCUACUGACGAUGGAACAGACGAAGAAGGUAGGUCUGGAAACGGGAGUUUCAUCUCAUCUGGUACUUCACAAUAAGUGUGUGGGGAAGUGUAGUAGACAAAGCCAAUGUCAGUGAGUUGUUUCAAUGACUCGCGAAUGGUGGGCGCUAAUAGAUAUGCAAACUCCAAGGCAGUUGGCAUGUCAUUUCUGGAGCGCAUUUGGCUGAAAAAGUUCUCCACAACAAGUGUCAAAGUGGCGACCAGUUUGAGAAAGCUGUUGAACCCUGGGUUGACGUCUUUCAGAAAAUCUCUCAAUGAACAUAAUGACUCGCUUUCUCUUUCCCUUUUUGUGUUUUUGUGUUUUCCCAUGCCGUUGAUGCAGUCAACGGCACUCCGACAACUCGCUAAUGACUUUGAUAGUGAUGUGUUUCAAUACCUUGCUUACCAUUUGGAACACCAAGAUGAACGCGAUCGAUAAAGAAAAAAAAUCUCUCUAACAGACCGAUGGAGCGCACACGUGGGUCAUGCAAGGAGAAGACCAUGAUACGCAAAGCGGCAAAGUCCUCAAAGGGAGUGAUGCACUGAACACGUCAAUCAAAUGAAAUGAACAAUCAAAACAGCAGUAAAAUGAGACGUAUUUCUGUUUGCCUUUAGCCAUUAUUGAUCAUUAUUAACUAAUUACUACCGAAUAGUGUACGCGCAAAUGUUCUGCACGACAUUCACAAUUCUGUCAAAAUUCGCUGUCGGUCUGUCUUGACAUUGGUGUCGUUUUCGCUAAUUCGUUGCAAUAGUCUGUCGGUCGUCGCCAGUUAGUGGCUCUCAUGUCGCUGGUUCAAGGCCAUUUCGCUUGUCAGAAUUUACCCCUAACAGGGCCUCUAAACUGGGAUUCAAGAAUUGCCGAAGAUAAUAAUAUUAGAGAAUAAUAUUAUAUAAGACUUACUAUGCAGCGGGACAAAUUGCUUGAGAUUUAGAAAACAACUCUUCUACUUUUUCUUUUGUUAAUGAGAUUUUACUAUAAUUUAAUGUUCACGUUUUUCAGAUAUCCUUGAUCUUGGUCCACCGCGAAGCAGCCUGGGUACAAUAAUAAGGAUUGACUUAUGGACGUAUGAUGUUAUCCAUGUUUGCAACUUAGGUAAUAAUUAACAAUUAUUCCUCAAGCCUGAAUGGGCUCUGAGUCAAUAGCCCAUGAGGCCGAAUGGGCUAUUGAAUCAGAGGCCAUAAGGGGGAGAGGAAUAAUAAUUUAUUGUUUUAGUAAAUUCCAACUAGUUGGCCAAAAAUAUUGAGAUCAAACAUCUUUAGCUAGCAAAACGUGAUUCAGCCGCCGUUGUUUUGGUUUUCAAAUCCAGUGCUUUUCACUACUAGUGGGUUAUAACAUAUAGCCUAGUAUUAGCUCAACCAAUCAGAAUGUAGCAUUGAUAAUAGACCACUAGCUGGAUUUUACUAAUAUCAAGUAUUAUAUAAGCAUCAAUGAAGUACCCAGUGAGCUUUCGUAUGAAAACAUGAUACCUUCACAAGUGACACUAACAUGUUAUUGUGGCUGUUGUUUAACGAUGCAUAUUUCUAUCAGCCUUUGUUGUACUUUAAAAUGGAAGGACUUCAUGUAUAUUUUAAUUUCAUUAUACUGUAAUACAGAGUUUUGAGAUCUGUCUUCAGAUUAACUGUCUGGUUAUACAAAGGCCCAAGCAUUUUCAAUUUUGUAGUCAUUUUUUUAAAAUGGGACACAUCGGUUCUGGACUGGGACUCAUGAUUUUUCACAAGACGAGUCCCAGGACUCACCAUAACUAUGUGUAACAAAAUGACUUUACAGGUGUAAAUGUAUACAACACGGGGCUGUCAACCCCUCAUGUCUUCAAAUAUUGAGAAUUGAUAGGGAAGGGACAAUAGAUGACAUGACUUCAUCUGUGAAAAAAAAAAAAUGCACAAAAAAGAUGUUGUUUGAAUAAUUACGUCAAAUGUUACAGUUAUUGUAACGUUUGACCUAAUUGGGUUACUUCCCACCAAUUACAUUAUUGCUUACAUUACAAUGGCAUUACCGGAGUUUGUGAGGAAACGUUCGAUGUUAACAGUAAAAUAACUCAAACAAUGCAAAAUAUUUGACAUUUCAUUGUCAGAAAGUCGAAUCUACAAGAAAUGGCAAACUUCGCAGAUUAUCCGGGAGAUUUCAGACGCUAAUCUGCAGAUCGGGAGAAAUGGUUCAAAAUCUAGAGUCUCCCAGCUUAUCUGAGAUAGUUGACAGCACUGAUAACUUUAUGGCCCAUUCCUUUUUUAGGUUGACUUUCUGGUAAGCAACCACCUUCCGAAAGCUGCCUUUUUUUGCUGCACUAAAGGUGGCUGCUUAACUUUUUACUCCUUCACCAUGUUAAGGCCAGAUUAUUUCUUACUGUCUCUAAGUUUUAAAUCCGUGAAUGAAAUCCUUUGAUGUUACCUUUGAAAUAAAACCUCCGUGGUAGAACACUUGCAUAGUACUAUUUAUUUCUUGGGAAAUUUGAAUGUUUUUGUUUGAGAAUUGGCUAUUAUUAGGAGUGAAACCAUUCAGAGAGAGCAAACUGUGCCCUUUUAGGAAGUACUGACGCAUGCGAUUAUUUUUGUGCCAGCAUUGACUAAAGAAGCAGAAUGAUAUUUCCAACAUAGCUUUGUCACUUGGCAAAUAGUUGGUUUUUAUUUGCUUCAUCAUUUUAUGAAUAACUAUAUUAAUUUAAUAGUUAUUUUUUUGAUGUUAAUUUUCCUUUCUUCAGCUCUUAAACAGGAUUUUGGAGGCAUUUCUGGAGGAUGGGAAACUGCUUCCCAGUUAGGUAACAUUUUAUGCCAGAGCUGUGUAGGGCUUACAUUACCAGAAGUUAAAGAAUAUGAAGAAACGUUUCUUCCUGAUGUGGUUGAGAACUUGCUAACAUUGGCGGCCAAAUUACUGGACUUCAGUGUUAAAGCAAAAGUGGUGAGUGUCAAAGAUUAAUAUGUAUCUGCAAUCUAGUGGUACAUUUUUUUUUUCACCAGAAUGUCAAUAUCGUUUUAUAUGGAACCUUGUGUCCUGUUACAUAGUCAACUUUAUUAUAUAAACACCAAUGAAAUACCAAGUGAGCUUUCGCUUGAAAACUUGAUAUCUUUACAUGUGAAAAUAACAUGUUAUCUUCACAUGUGAAAAUAUCACCAUUGCUAUGGCUUCAUAAUAAACCACACCAUUCAGACCAAAAAACUAUUUAAGUAAAAUGGUUUGGCAUUUCAUUGGUGUUUAUAUAAUAAAAUAAUAGAAUAUUACAUGGUCGCUUGGAGAUACGAAAUUUCUCUUCUCAUGUUGAAAAAAAUAUUUCAUGCAUUCGCUGCACUCGCAUGUGAAAUGUUUUUCAACACUCGCAGAGAAAUUUCGUAUCUCCACGUGGCCAUGUAAUAUCCUCUAUGUCUUUAACCCUUUUAAGUCCAAAGAGUGCCCAAAAUAUCAAUGUUUCGCAAAAAUAUCAAUAAACAAUCAAGACAAAAUGUUAUGAGAAUUUGUUUUAAUAAAAUGAUCAUCUACAUGUAAGGGAAAAUGUUUGAUCUUUUACAGAGCUUUUAGAAAGAUUUCAAUGUGCAGUGUAGUACAUGUAGUAGGCAGAGAAUCAAACAGCUAGAGAUUUCUUAUGGUUCUUUUAUUUUCUUGUAUCUUCAUAUCAAAUUAGUUGGGGAUCACAUUCCUCGUAGCCAGGGGAAAUCCCUGACCCCUUGCCCUUAACAGGGCUUCUGAUAUUUCCUGCGGUCGCAGGCCGCGAAAUUUAGGUAAAUCCACAAAAUUCUGUGAAAUUCACCAAAACACACAAAAUGCGGCAAAAUUGAGUAGAAAUCUUACCAAAUACAUGUUUGUACAACAUAUUUGAAACUUAUCUCAGCUAUUGGGGCUAUUUACUUGCCGUAAACGUGCAAAUUUAUCUUAAAACUUCGUCACUAAAAUGUGCUUGCAAACAAUACCCCAAAACUACAGGCAUAGAUUACAUUGCGAAAAACUGGGCACUAGCGAUGAUGUUAAAGGCUUUACCAUUGGUUCAUUUCUGGAGCAUAUUGUUGUUGAAAGUGCAAAUGAUGACCUCUGUUAGAAGAACAUCAAAAACGCUGGUCUGAUCAGCGCAAAACCGAUCGAUUUCAAGUGAAAUUUGCCCUAAGAAUAACCAUAAAAUGGGCUGGUUUUUACCGAUUGCUUUUCUGCGAAGUUUGCCCUGAAAAUUCCCACGAAAUUCCCGUGAAAUCGACUGAUUUUUCUGCAAAUUUGUCCUGAAGAAUCCUGCGAAAUUUGACUUUUUUUUCAUGACCUAUCAGAAGCCCUGCCUUAAUGACAACCUUGGUUUUUCAAAUUCUCUCUACAACAGUCGAACCUUCACUAAUGGCCACCUCUCCACAACCGCCACCUCUCUACGACGGCCAGUUUUUUUGGCUGACAGUCCAUACAUUGACUCUUGUUUCAACCUCUCUACGAUGGCUACUUUGUUCUGUCCCCAAGGUGGCCAUUGGAGAGAGGCUCAACUGUAUUCUAUAUGGUAUUGUACACUGUAUGGAGAUCAGUCUUGAGAAUGAAAAAACAUUUACAGGGACAAACUGUAGGUGCCCGUUAAGAGUGAGUUGACUGCAAUGCAGUGAAGGACUUGAAAUGUACAGCUUGGGCUUUGUUUCCUCUACAUUAUCUUUACCUGUAAUGCUUAUAUUGGGCAGGUGUUGGCUUAAGAUUGACUCAAAACCUUCUAAUACUUUUUGUUUACAUGUAUCUUUAGGAAAGGGAGAAGAACUCAAAUUUCCAACAUUUCAGAAAGACGAUGAAUUCCUUGGAGUGGCUGUACAGCUACCAUGUUUUCCUUACUUCCAACGGUAAAAUACUUUCUUUGUAACCGCUGCUGACAAAAGGUGGAUUUAUUUCUGAGACAGAAAACAGUCCUUGGCCAUGGAGAGAACUUGUCCUAGGGAGAAGGGUCACUCACGUACCCAAGCCACCCUGAACGAGCCAACUUUUUGUUCAUUUCCUUGUAAAACUUAGCACUAGCACUUCUAGAAUGGAGACUCUUUUGCAUGAUGGCAGGGUCACCCUCUUAGCCGGACAAACGUUUCUCCAAUAUACAUUGUAAACACUAGCUUUGGCUGCCCAAGCUGGGUCAACUCGGUCAAGAUGAGAUAAUCAGAGCAUGCGCAAGCCCUGCUUUGGCCUGGGCAAAGGUGACAAGUUUUUUCCCUUACAAACGCUCGCCCAAGUUGACUCGGCUGAGAGGAUGACCCUCAUUCCUGGUAAAACUUUUCUCCAUACAAAUUGGGCCUUAGAUCAUGGUAGCUCUGGCAAGUUGUUAACAGGUCAAUACUCGAUCUCAAUUGAUUUUGACUUCAGUUCUCGAUUUUGCUGAAAUUAACAUACUGUUUCCUUUUCUACCAGCUUUUACUUGUUUUAAUUUGUCUUGGAAAAAUAUUUUUACAAAAUAAACGUCUGGGUUAUAUUUAUCUAGUGUUAAUUAGAUCUCACAGAAAUAGCAGUAUUAGUAGUUGAUAAUCAUUUUAAUAAAAAUUCAUUUUUUUUCAGUUUUGCAUUCCAAACGUUUUUUACACAUUCUCAUGACCGAAGACCUUGAAGCAUCUUUAUUUAUUUUGUUGAUCCUGGAAAAUCUCUUUAAAUCAAACAGGUGAAAAUAUGUUUACAUAUUUCCCUUUUUAUGUCAUACUCGCAAGACAGUGUAUGAAGGGUUACAGUCAUCCACCGGGGAACUACAGAUGAUAUGGAGUGCACAGAGGCAUUUUUAUUAACAGUACAAAAGUAGUCUGACAAGUAUAGGGUCAGUUAUUUAAAUAAAGGUUAACUCAGGCCCUGGUUUAGCAAAUAUUUAGACCUCCAGAUUCGUAGUAAAUAAAAAUACCUUUCUAGUCUAUUCUCAGGCGGUGUUGGACACGGUCCGAAGCGCUUCAUGGGAAAAAAAAUGAAAACGGCUCAUUUGCAUCUGACCCACUCUAUUACGUGCUAUCAUGAAACUUUUCAUGAUAAAUUAAUGGUAUUAAGAUAAAGUGUUAAGCAAAGUAAAAAUGGAUUAGAAUAUGACUUGGUUAAAACUUUGGCUAAAUUCUGUUUAAAUAACCAGCCCGUACUGUUGCUUUAGGGCCAAGUUUUCUAAAAUUAAGGACUUGUUUGUGACUUGUUUGUUCCAUCAGAAGUGUUAUGAAAAAGUUGCAGCCAAGCGUUCUUUACAGUAUUUUGGAUGAAAUUGUUUUUAAGAUAUCGGCCUCAGAAGACUCUUCAGUUGCAAGGUACAUGUAACAGCAGGGUAAAUUUAUAAUAAACAACGAAUACUUCAUGGGAAGUUUGUGCAUAUGGUGUGCACAAGUUGUUGACGUAAUAUGAGAAAUAAAACAAGUGAGGGCAGCAAACAAGUGAGAUUCCUGAUACAAAAGCAAAGAGUGCUUAAGUACCGUACCGUACAAAGCACUUUCCAUGUGUUUUGUGUCUAUAUAGAGAUUCCUCCUUCUGUCAGCCUUAUAAUUUUUUAUUUCAAAUCUUUUAAAAAAUAUGCUAAAAUGACAUGAUGAAAUCACAAUGUGAAAAAAACAUCAUUUGGUGAUUCUGAGUGGAGAUAUCAUUUAUCUUGUGUGUAAGAAACGUCGUUCACUCCUCAGAUUGGCUGGGACUCACUCGCAUAUGAAAAUUUACAACGUAGCUUUUCAAUGUCAGAGUAUAUCUCUCAGACAGAAUCCAUCAGGAAAUUGAGUAAUUUUAAUUUUCAGCAGACAAAAACCUUGUAUCAGAAUAAUUUAAAGUAUAAUUUAAAUUAUUUUUUACAUUUUUCAAGGGCUGUAGAUAUCUGUAAUAACACCAAUCUAAGUGUCUGUAUUUGUUUUCUUUUUUGUAACAGAGCUUCAAUUCAUCUCAUCUUAACAGCUACUGAUAUUCAUCCACCUCUCAUUGAAAUACUGUUAUCAAAGAGAUACAGGUCAGUUGUUGAUCAACUCUGUCUAUAUCAUGCCAUAAAAAAUACACAGCUAAUCAGGAUACAGUAAAUCUUUUGUAUAUUCGACAGUAUUACACUCAAUCUUCCUGUGACAGAUCAAGAAGUUGAUAUUUUCAUUGAAGAACAAAGAAACUCAAGAACAAAAAAAAUGACAUUUAGAUGUUAGCAAGUUUUUCAAGCCCAUUCAGAAGUGGCCUGGUUCAGAUAUUUUUCUCAGUUCAGCGUGAAAAGAAAGUAGUGUCCGAUAGCCCAGGGCUAGUGAAUUUUGCUAUUGGGCUAGUGAAUUCUGUUUUAAACUUGCCCAAAGGGCAAGUGAUGUUUUUUGAGGAAUUCGGAUAACAGAAGAACUGUGAAAUCAAUUCUGCUAGUUAAGACAUUUUGGGGCUAGUUGAAAUGACAUCUGGGCUAGUAGAUGCUAGCUUCAGCUUGCCUGAAUGGCAAGCUGUAAAAAUGAUUUUCUUUAUACCCUGCAGUUGCAGUAGUGUUUAAAACUUAGUUAAAUUAAGUAUUGUUUUUGGUUAUACUGUGUGUUUCAGGGGCUUGAAAGCUUACCUCAGCAAAUGGAAAUUUAGGGGAUUUGACAAUGACGUCAGGAGGCUGGUGGCAUUAUUAGAGGCUGGCUCCAUUGCUCAGGCAGAACAACUGGUAUAAUUAUCAACUCCCUCCACUCAUUACUGUUUAUUAAGUUAUGAACAAAGUACGUGCACAUCAUGUUCUUCAUUGGCAACCAAAUUACUUGAGUCACUUUGCCCGAAAGGGGCUUUCUGUAGCCUGCGAAUGGUAGACAUUCUUCCUCACUCAUCACUGCUGAAGGACGUUUCACGAGGAGGAACAUCUGCAACUCAGUGACAAAAAUUCCAAACUGAUGACGUAAAUCAAUGUUUACAUAAUAAAUCCGGUAGUCAUUGGGUUCCAAAUUGAAAUUUGUUCAAUUUUUAUGUUUCUCCUGGUCCAUUUUGGUAAAGUGUUGUAUUUAUCUGUUAAUGAGCUCCAGCAAAACUCAAAUGCCUCUUCUAGAGAAGACUAUAUUCCACAAAUAUUGACUGUUUUGUUAGAGAUUCAUCACAUUUACAUUUGACCUUUGUGGCCUUUUGUCUUUUGUCUGUCAUUCGUAAACAAUAGCUAAAACAAUGAAACUACUCCUUUGACUAAUUAGCUCUUCUGACUGGAAUCCGGACAGAUUUUGCGUCAUCAGUAUGGAAUUUCUGUUGCUGAGUCUCAGACGUUCCUCCUCGCAAAACGUCCCUCAGCAGCGAUGAGUGAGGAGAAACAUCUGCCAUUUGCAUUUUACUGACUUCAAAAGGGGAAAAUAAAGCUUUUCCUCCCCCAUCCCCUCCAUGCCAUGUUGUGCAGAUGUUUUUAAGCUACCUACGGAAAACAACAAACACCCCAAGUUUGAAUGGAGGGGAGAGGGGAGGGGUGUGGAAUCUUUUGUUCUCUGCAGUUACCCUAUUUGAGUACAAUGUCUCAACAAUUUUGUCGCCGGUUGUAGGCUCUGAGCUGGAGGAUGCCUUUUCGCCCCCUACUUACAAGUGGAUCCACAGCAUAGCAAGUUCUGAAGUGGAAUAGUAAAAUCUCCUUUUGAAUGUUGAAGUUUGUGGUUUUGAAUGUAUGGAUUACCACCUGUGUUUCUAAUAGGCUUGUUUUGGUAAAUAAAAUUCAUCAAGUGUUAAUAGCAAGUCUGAAGGGAAAUAAGAAAGAAAGCAAGGGAAUAUUUUUGUUCAAAUUCUUUGUUUGUGGCAAAUAUUUGACCUUGCUAUCUAAUUGAAUUUUGAUCUUGUCAACUGACCAUACAACAUGUCUUUUAGACUUAAAAACAUGUACCAGAGAUAAAAAAUAAUCAUGUUUGCUUUUUCUGUAGAGAUUAAACCGAGCAGCUACUGUCAUUCAAGCAUUUUACCGUGGCUCAAUGCAACGGAGGUCCCUCAAACAUGCUGAAUGGGGAAUCAUACUUCUUCAAAGAAAAUUCAGACAAAGACGGCUGGACAAAGAGCAAAGGAGAGCCAAAGAAAAGCAACAGGAACAAGACAAACUUGUGCUAGAACAGAAGAGAAUCAGUGAAUUUCGCUCAUCCAUGAAGAAGCAGUUGAAGAUGUUAGAGAGUGUACCAGCCAGGGAAGUUAACUUAUACAUGGCUGACCAGCAAGUCCAGGCAGCAAGUAAGAUUCAAGCAGCAUUCCGUGGAAUGGUGGCAAGAAAAAGGGUCAAUGAACGAAGAAAUGAAGUUAUGCGAGAUAGAGCUGCAGUUACAAUACAACGACAGGUAACUGUUACAUGAGAAAGAUGUCUUUGAUUCAGUGACACAAGUGACUCAGAAAAAAAUCUGAAUACUCCCAACAACCUAAGACCUUCCCAUCACUAGUUCAGGUGCUCUACCACUGAGCGACAGGAGACUUGCAGGAGCUAAGGACACUAAACUAGGUUCAUGUGACAAACAUCCUGCACAGACUGCUAGGUCUGGAAUGUCUAUAAUAUGUGUUGGGCUUGAUGAACUGCGAGCCAUGCAAGUCACAUGAGCCAUUGGUAGAAAUAAAGUAAAAACUGCAAAUUUACAGAUUAGGAGUUGAGCACUCAUUAUACUGUUUAGGGUUAAAGGGACACAGUCAGCUAUAGAACCACGCUGACCUGGACACUAGUUUUGCCAGUUUGAAAAGCAUUUACCUCAACCAGAAAUCAAAUGUACGUGUCGGAUACAUCUAGAAAUCCGCUUCAGUCUUGCCUAGUGUUUCAUUAGAUCCUUGAUCUUUAAUUGAAGACCUCUUUAUCAGCAAACUUUUACUCAUUCUUUGACAUUAUUUUAUCAUAUUUGGUUAAAAACAGUAUCCAAAGGAACAUGAAAAGAAGAGGUGAGAAACACGUAGGCACUGGGCGGGAGAAAUUGCCUUCGAUUACGAAAAUAUAUAUAUUUGGAAAAUCGACGGAGAAAGAAUAUAUAUAUUUACUAUAGAAAAUGGAGCUUUCUCAACCUUGAACCUUCAACAAUAAUUCAGACUUCAUGUCAUUUCUCACCUCUAUUUAUAAAGUACGGAUUCUUCGAAUUUGAAAGCAUUCAUCGGUGUCUGGCUUUCCCUGGACAAAUCCAUUGGUAAAUUCUCUAUGGGUAUAUAAAAAAUGAGUGCUCCGAUAUGGCUGAGGGUCUAUAAUUAUGACUUUGGCUUGUAAUAUUAUUAGUUCAACUCCACAAGGUUCGUUUAGAGUAUUCCAGAUGCGCUUCUCACUUUCUGUUUCAAGCAGGUGUCUUGUGAUAUGCAAAUCAACUAAGAAAUGGUAUCUAAUGCGCAUGUGCACCAGCUGACUGCAGGGGCGUAGCGUCCUUUAUGCAAAUACACGUGCAUACUCGAGAAAUUGGUAGGAUUUUAUUUUAUUUUUUUUUUAAGAUUUUCUGCUAUAAGUAAAAACCAUUUGUAGUGUCGUGACUUGACUUGGUAUUGUCCAGGUUUGUUCUUGUCUGUCUAAAACAUUCUUGAAAUGUUGCCUUAAGAACAGAAAAGAAUCGACCCUGACUAAUUAUCAUUCCUUUUAACAUUUAUCUGCAAAGUUUUCCCAUUCAAAAGCUUUUCAUUUUUUAGUUUUCUCUCUCUCUAUAAAUGUCGAAAAAGUCUUUCAAAGACUACUUUAAUCUUGCUCAACUUGGAAAUCAUGGACCAAACCACCCGGAAGAUAAUCCACGUAAGCUCAAGCAAACUAUUAGGUGCAUGUGUGGCCAUGGCGCGGUAUCAACAAGAAUUUUGCAGAAAAAUUAAUUUCCUCCUAGCAGACAGAUGUACUAUUUUCUUCAAUGACAAACUUUAGAGAUAUUCAGAACAGCUGAAAAUAAAUACAUGCGGCCAAUAAUUGUUUGUUCCUUUCCCGUGCUCAUGAUCGAAAUAAGGGAAAAACUCAAAAAGUCAGCAAAGGACUAAGCAUGGACCAAAUCUUACUGACAAGCAUGCGCAUGCACAAUUCGCAAUUAUUCCAACCGAUGCUUUUAUAAACUCCAAAUUUCUGAACAAAACGACGCCUCUCCUUGUGCUAAUAAACAUUCCAGCACUAGCUCAGAGAAGAACAUUUUAAAAGCUUUUUUUGAUAUCACGUUCUAUUGUAAACAAGGCUGUAAAUUAAAAAGCAAGCAAAAGCAAAUUAAAAACGUUAUUUUGUUUAAGUUUUUAAAAAACCAUCAGACCCAUGUGCGUACUUGUCAAAAUGGUCAUGCUACGCCCCUGGACUGUGUCCCUUUAAGGACUCAUUGUACUGAUUAGGGUUAAGCUUUCAUUUUGCAGAUUAGGGUUAAGCACUCAUUUUAGGGCUAGGGUUAAGUGAGUUAAACACUUAUUUGCAACGGUUAGCUUUCAGUCAAUGUUUUCCAUAAUAAUAUUAUUACUGUUUUUGAUUUUUUUUUUUGUAUUUCUUUUAAUGAGUCUUCAAUGGACUGCAUGGCUCGAAUGGCUCGCCAUUUUAUCCAAACUCAUAUGUGCUGAUGCACAAUGAUUGAAAUGUGAUGGUGAAUUUUAAGCCUUGUUAACGCACAAGAAAGAUGUUUUUCUUGUCAGAGACACAGGCACCUCUGAAGGAAACAUCGGAGCACUCCUAAGACAGACUGCUAAUAACCUGAUGUAUGAGUUGUUUCAUCUGUGAGGAAACAGUCUUCAUCUUUUAUUUAUUUUUGUUUUACUUACUUCUUUGUUGAACAAGGAGAUGGCAGAGUGAUCUUUGUUCUCUGUUAUAAAUUGCAAUGGCAAUACUUGGGCAUUACAACAAAGAGUAUGCAAAAUGUAACUGGUACAAAAAACCCUUGAUCAUUUAGUCUAACAUUUUUGAAAUUUUUGUUUUUCAUUUUCAUUGUUUCUUUAGUUUCGCCGUUAUCAGAAACGCUUGGCAGAUAGUAAAGCACCAUACCCUGUUGUUCCUGGAUUGACUGAUUCAAGAAGGGCUGAACUCCAGAAUGCAAUUGCUGACCGUCGUCAAAAGUAUCCAGUAUGUGUUCAAUCCCAGUCAGUAAAGGGUAGAGAAGUGAUAGUGUCAAAAAACGAAAAUUAUCUAUCAGUUAAAAAUUGUGGGAUUGGGUGGGCUAAUCAGAGAGAGUAACAUGAAAGAACACUUUUAAAAAUCAGUUUGCUUUUUAAAAAUAUCCUCAGACUCAAAAGUUAGAACCACCUUAUACAACAUAAUAAGCAGUCCCACAGAAAAGUACUGCUUAGUAGCUUUUAUUUGAAUGGUGACACCAGGAUUUCAUCCACAGACUCAAAAGUUCUAUAGGACCUUCUUGUAUAAUAAACUGCACCACAGUUAACUACUGCUCAGUAGCUUUUAUGGCCACACUUACAUGUACAGAUUUUAUCUAAAAUAGUCUGUGAAGUGUUGUGUCAUUUACUUUUAAGAGGCCAUUUCUCUAAAUAACUGUUACAACAGUUUCAAGGCUUGAAACAUUUUCGUUUUUGCUCUUGUUUGUAGCCAAAGCACAGAACCCAAGAUGAGCUCCAAGAGCUUCAUGAUAAGGUACUACUACAUAAGCUGUAUUCAUCCUCCAUUAAGCAGUCAUCCUCAGGGUACUGGCAAGUGGCCCCUAAAUGAAGACUGGCUGCUCACCAGAGGUUCAUUUGUUAAAGCCUGGUUCUCAUAUACCACCAAUGUACCUGUGACAUAGCCGCCGGUACUGCCUGGGCUACAUCUCGGACGAAUGAGAACAUGCACCGCCAACAACUUGAGCCACCACAGAGCUUUACUGCCGGCAUGCCUGCUUAGUUGAACUCGAGUCAACUUCGCAGUCAUGCCGGCGGUAAAGACUGGAAUGAUCAAUGUUGCCGCCACUUCUGUUCUCAUAUCGGAACAGUAUCCCAGGCACUAACGGCGGCCAUGUCGCAGGCGCAUCGGCGGCAUAUGAGAACCAGGCUUAAGCAGAAUCAUCACUUUUAUAAUUUGAAACAAACACAUGGCAGUAGCGGCAUUACUCGUCCGCAGUCAGCUGUCACCUUGUAUCUCAAACUGUAUUUUCAUUCAUAAAGUCAAACUAAGUGUAUCAAGUGCUUGAUGGCCACUUAAUGGAGGUGACAGCAAAAGGGGAACUCUUGACAGGAUGGCCAAGAGAUUUAACUUACAAUAAUUCAUUUAAUUUCUGCAAUCAGGACUUUUGAUUACUGGCUUUUGAAAUAGCUGGCGACUAAAUGGAGGUUCAACUGUUAUUUGACUUGUUAGCCUCAACACUGUCAAAGAAAAUGCAUAAUAAGACUGUGGCUAGUGGAGCGAUAAGUGCUGUAGUGUUGAUCUCUUCAUUUGCCCAUUAAUUUGAUUUUUUUUCUCUGAAAGGCUUUUUCCUUACUUGCCAAUCAUAUGUUGUCUAACAUGAAGAUACGAAAGACAGAGCAAAGGAGAGAAGGACUGCUGGCCAGACUGAAUGUGGAUGCAGAUCAGCUGCUUGGUGAGCAAAAUUAUUAAUUCUUAUGUGCUUUGCAUUAAGUGUAAUUUAAGGCUUACAUUUUGUUAUCCUGUGUUUAUGACCCCACUCCCCCUCUGAUUUUUUCCUGAGGGGAGGGGGGUUCUGUACAGAAGCUAACAUUUUGUAAACUUGAGCUUCACAAAGAUCAGUGUUCUAUUCCCGGUCAAGCCGGGAUUUUUUCAGACUCUAUUUCAAUGGUAUAGGUUGUUCAAUUCACUGCAAAGAUCUUGUUCACUUUCUCAUCUUCAUCCACAGUUCAAAGUAUGAUUCAUUUCAUUUUUUUAAAUCAAUAUGUAGACUUUUGUUACAUAUUUGGUAUAUACUUGAAUUCAACUCCUUUUUAGCUGCUCCAAAGCUUCAUGAGGUUUCUCCAGACAGUCUUGAUGCCUUUACAUCAAGAUCAGCACCUGUGAUAACUAGAGCACAGCAAUGUCACAAUGAAGAUAUGCGUAGACUUAAACUUCCAUGGUGGAAAAAGUUAUGGGAUGAAGACGAUGCUGAGAGGAAUGAUGACAAGGAAAAAGCUGAAGACAUUGAACAAUUGAACUUCUAAAUUCUUUUCAUUACAGUCGUGACUUUUAUUAUUCUCAGCUCCUAAAACUUUUGAAGUCUUUACUAUGAUGGUUAAAAACGCAAGGUAAUUUUGAAGGAACUUUCUGGGGUAUAUCAGAAGACAACUGAAUUUUUAGGCACAUACACCUAUCAUAGUCCCACAAGGUACACGAAAUUGGUGACAGGAAUAAUAAAGUUAAAUACUAAACAACUAAUACUUAACAACUACCGGUAAUUAUGACUUCUAAAUUUACAAACACUUGAUAAAAUAUUCCUAUAAACCAUACACCAUAAACGACACAGUUGUGGAAAGCUCAUGUUAAGCAUCAUAAAAUUAUCAAGAACUACAUUUCCUGUUUAUAGCUAAGAGUGUUCUUUCAUGACAAAUAGAGUCACAAAAGAUAUCAGUUUACAAGUAUUAUUUGUGCACUAGCUUACUUUUUGCUAGCCAUUAAACCUUAAUUCCCUGCAUUUAACUGUUGAACUUGUUUAAAAGUUCAAUGUAUUGGCUGUAUGCAAUCGAAUGUAGUAGUUCAUCACAGUGGUUUGUGUAGUGUCCACACAGUGUAGCUCACCCCAGUAUUCCACUGAUCCACAGAAGCACCUGUAGGACGCUGAGAGUUUGCUGCUACAACUUUGUAUCCAUAACCCUCCAGCUUGUUAAGCACUACAUGCGGUGGACGAUCGGAAAUACGGUGCGUUUGGAAAUAAUUCUGUGCAUGUGUGUGAUACUGCCCGUGUGUGUAUUGUGAAAUGACUUCCAGCCGGGUACCGCUGCCGUUUCCAAUGACCUGUUGAGAUCUAAAAUACGUCGAGAGGAAUGUACCCAGAGCUUGGCUGUUUUCAGUUACUUCAAAAUCAAUAAACGUUUGAUUGGAAAAUGACCCAUUCGGAUUCAUUGAGCUGCGAACGAAGAUAUACGGCAUUGUAAAUUUUAUCACUUGAAAUAAGCUUCCAAAGCAUCUACAAAGGCGGAAGCGCUUGUCUUUUUUCCUUUCUUGGUCUGCCUGUGACAAAGCCACACAUGAUUGUCAUGAUUUUCUCGUUUUCUAAUUUCCAUGAUCGUUUGACUUUCGAAGAAGGGAUUGUGCUGGUC
This is a messenger RNA of Porites lobata, 16577 nucleotides long. Lineage: Eukaryota; Metazoa; Cnidaria; Anthozoa; Scleractinia; Poritidae. The record is from the annotation of a GenBank genome assembly.